Molecule: messenger RNA, 2423 nt
Organism: Zea mays
Lineage: Eukaryota; Viridiplantae; Streptophyta; Magnoliopsida; Poales; Poaceae
Gene: sfp2
Product: sulfate transporter2
Exons: 14
Coding region: 736-2292 (518 amino acids)
Biological process (GO): sulfate transmembrane transport
Cellular component (GO): membrane
Molecular function (GO): secondary active sulfate transmembrane transporter activity
Source: RefSeq, a predicted model, not a curated record
AUACAACUGCUCUCCAUUUGGAGGCAGCAGAUUGAAUGAUCAUUUCAUCCUCGCAGUCGCAGACAUACAUUGUCCCGUUCUCUCGCGGCGGGCGCCUGACGAUCUCGUCCUCCGCGUCCGCCCUCCUCGUUGCCCACGCACGCCUGAAGGCGACGGCGGCGCUGGCUGCGCGGAGGAAGCCCGAGCGGACAUUCCGUUUGCUCGCAGGCCGGAUUGCAAGGCCCCCUCUCCCAAAUUGCAAGGAUAGUCAGGAAGCUAAUUAACAGUGUUCGAAAGAUGGUCCACCGCGAGCCGGCCGAGGCGGCGGCGGCGGCAGCAGCAGGAGGCGAGACCAGCAUCUCUACGCAGCCUCCCUCAUCAUCCCAGCAGGCUGCGCCACCACCGGCCGUGUUAGUGUACAAGGUCGGGUAUCCUCCCCGGAGGAGCCUGGCCACGGAGUUCACCAGCACGCUGAGGGAGACCUUCUUCCACGACAGCCCGCUGAAGCAGUGCAAGGACCAGUCCGUGUCCACGAAGCUCCAGAUGGGCCUGCAGCUCUUGUUCCCGGUCUUGGGUUGGGGCAGGACCUACAGCCUGAGCAUGUUCAAGGGCGAUCUCGUUGCCGGGCUGACAAUUGCGAGCCUCUGCAUUCCCCAGACUCUGAAUCGAUAGGAUAUUGGCUACUCGAAGCUCGCGUAUUUGGAUCCGGAGUACGGGCUCUACUCUAGCUUCGUCCCCCCGUUGAUAUACGCUGCGAUGGGUAGCUCCAAGGACAUAGCGAUCGGGCCAGUCGCAGUGGUCUCUCUUCUGCUAGGUUCGCUUCUGCAGAAGGAGGCUGACCACGACAAGGACAGGGAGGAAUACCUGCGCCUUGCGUUUACGGCAACCUUCUUCGCUGGCAUCACUCAAGCAGCUCUGGGAUUCCUGAGGCUAGGUUUCCUCAUCGACUUCCUGUCGCACGCCGCCAUCGUUGGGUUCAUGGGGGGAGCGGCCGUCACUAUUGCCCUGCAGCAGCUCAAGUAUGUGCUCGGCAUCAGGAGCUUCACCAAGGAAACCGAUAUAGUCUCCGUCAUGGAGUCUGUCUGGGGUUCAGUUCGUCAUGGAUGGAACUGGCAGACAGUUGCGAUUGCCUUCACGUUCCUUGCUUUUCUUCUGCUUGCCAAGUACAUUGGGAAAAGGAACAAGAAGUAUUUCUGGGUGCCUGCUAUCGCUCCUGUAACUUCGGUUAUUCUUGCCACCCUUUUCGUGUACCUCUUUCGCGCUGACAAGCAAGGUGUUCAGAUUGUGAACAAGAUCAAAAAGGGCGUCAACCCGUCAUCUGUGCACAAGAUCUACUUCACCGGUCCAUUCGUCGCGAAAGGGUUCAAGAUCGGCGCUGUUUGCGGCAUGAUCGGCUUAACAGAAGCCGUUGCCAUCGGAAGGACGUUCGCCGCCAUGAAGGACUACCAGCUAGAUGGGAACAAGGAGAUGGUAGCACUUGGGACGAUGAACAUCGUAGGCUCAAUGACGUCUUGCUACAUCGCAACAGGCUCUUUCUCUCGCUCGGCGGUCAACUUCAUGGCCGGGUGCCGGACGCCAGUGUCCAACGUGGUCAUGUCCACGGUUGUGCUCCUCACCUUGCUGCUCAUCACGCCGCUGUUCAAGUACACCCCGAACGCGAUCCUGGGCUCGAUCAUCAUCUCUGCCGUCAUCGGCCUCGUCGACUACGAGGCGGCGAUCCUCAUCUGGAAAGUCGACAAGAUGGACUUCGUCGCCUGCAUGGGGGCCUUCUUCGGCGUGGUUUUCAAGUCUGUCGAGAUAGGCCUCUUGAUUGCUGUGUCAAUCUCGUUUGCCAAAAUACUUGUCCAAGUAACAAGACCCAGGACUGUGCUGCUGGGAAACCUUCCAGGCACCACGAUCUACAGGAACACGGAGCAGUAUCCGCAUGCGAGGCAUGUUCCUGGGGUGGUCAUAGUCAGGGUGGAUUCUGCCAUUUACUUCUCCAACUCCAACUAUGUCCGAGAGCGAAUCCUUAGGUGGUUGACGGACGAAGAAGAUAGAGUCAGCGCAGAGGGGCUGCCUAGAAUCAGUUUCUUGGUAGUAGAGAUGUCACCUGUUAUAGAUAUCGAUACGAGUGGUAUCCAUGCCCUUGAAGACCUGUACAAGAAUCUCCAAAAGCGAGGCAUUCAGCUUCUCUUAUCAAACCCUGGCUCUGCCGUGAUUGAAAAGCUCCAGUCGUCCAAACUCACCGAGCACAUCGGAAAUGGUCAUAUCUUCCUCACGGUCGCAGACGCCGUGCGUUUCUGCACUUCCAAGUCGAUGCAGGAGCCUUGAACUGAAAUGGAUUUGUUUGCGUCCACAUUCUGUUCUCUAAUCUCUACUGUAUACGUUAUGUAUCAUGUAUUCAUGUAAUCAGAAUAAUAUACAUAUGCAAGUUUACGAAUGACAGGAAUAGUUUCGAAUGC